Molecule: messenger RNA, 2337 nt
Organism: Epinephelus moara (kelp grouper)
Lineage: Eukaryota; Metazoa; Chordata; Actinopteri; Perciformes; Serranidae
Product: transforming growth factor beta-1-induced transcript 1 protein-like
Exons: 12
Coding region: 255-1703 (482 amino acids)
Biological process (GO): muscle structure development; actin cytoskeleton organization
Cellular component (GO): filamentous actin; adherens junction; Z disc
Molecular function (GO): actin binding; muscle alpha-actinin binding
Source: RefSeq, a predicted model, not a curated record
CACAGGAAGAGAGUCGUGUAGGAAAAAAGAAACGGGACGCCCUCCCUCUCUCCCUCCCUCCUUCCCUCCCUCCUCUUCCUCCUCCUCCUCUUCCUCCUCUCUUGGCGGAUAACGGUGUCUAAGAAGUUAUUCAGGAGCGACGCAGACAAUAGUCUAUCUUGCGGGCUUUGGGACGCGUCCAUCACUUCUUAUUAAUGCUGUCCGCGUCCCUACUGUGCCACUCACACAGGAAAACACUCGGCUGAAAUCAGAUCAUGGACGAUUUGGGAGUGCCUGAGCCACCUAACUACCCGCUCAGUCCUCGUAUUGUUGUGUUUGAUGCCCUCCUUGCUGAUCUCGAGAACACCGGCUCUCCUUUAGCUCGGUGUCCUGUCCUGCUCACCUCUGACCCUCCGAAAAAUGCUGACCCUGCAACCCAGGAGCCCGCCCAAACCAGGCCACCGCCGCCUGCCUACACCCCACAGCAGGUAGACAACAAGCUCCCAGGGACGGUUUCUGCUGCCAUGAAAUCUUCUCAGAACUCCAACCCAGACAAAUUAUACAGCACAGUGUGUAAACCGCGCUCUCCCCGCACGGCAGAUCCUCCUCCAGCCUUCUCCUCCUCCUCGCUGCUGGGAGGAGGUCUGAGUGAGCUGGACCAUCUGUUACAGGAGCUGAACGCCACCCAGUUCAACAUCACAGAUGAAAUCCUGGCCCAGUUCCCUUCUUCUAAGAAAGAUGAGAGGGACAAGAUCAAGGAUAAAGCCACGACCUCCUCCUCCAGCUCUGUGAAGCCCUCGGCAACAUCCGCCACACUGGAACUGGACAAACUGAUGGCGUCUCUGUCAGACUUCAGAGUCCAGAGCACACCAGCUGCGCCCGUCAAUCCAGUGGUGACAGCACCACAGCAGCCCGCCCCCCCAGCACAGCCCUCAUCUGGCGGCUCAUUGGACAGCAUGCUGGGGCUGCUUCAGUCAGACCUGAGCCGACAAGGAGUUCAAACAUCCUCCAAAGGAAACUGUUCGGCUUGUCAAAAGCCAGUAGUGGGACAGGUGGUAACAGCUCUUGGGAAGGUGUGGCACCCAGAGCACUUUGUGUGCACUGAGUGCGAGACAGAGUUAGGCAGUCGCAACUUCUUCGAGAAGGAUGGACGGCCGUACUGCGAGUCGGACUACUUCACCCUCUUCUCCCCUCACUGCGCGCAAUGCAACAAGCCCAUCCUAAAUAAAAUGGUCACCGCUCUGGAUAAGAACUGGCACCCAGAGUGUUUCUGCUGCGUCAAGUGCAGCCGGGCGUUUGGAGAGGAAGGUUUCCAUGACCGUGAGGGCCAGCAGUACUGCCAGCAGUGCUUUUUGACUCUGUUUGCUUCCCGCUGUCAAGGCUGCAGCCAGCCCAUCCUGGAAAACUACAUCUCGGCUCUCAAUUCUCUCUGGCACCCACAGUGCUUCGUAUGUAGGGAGUGCUACAGCCCCUUUGUGAACGGCAGCUUCUUCGAACACGAGGGUCAGCCGCUGUGCGAGGCCCACUACCACCAGUCCCGCGGCAGCAUGUGUCAGGCCUGCCAGCAGCCGAUCCUGGGCCGCUGCGUCACCGCCAUGGGGGCCAAAUUCCACCCGCACCACCUCGUGUGUCACUUCUGCCUGAAGCCGCUGAGCAAAGGCUGCUUCAAGGAGCAGGAGAACAAGCCGUACUGCCACCCCUGCUUCAUCAAACUGUUUGGUUGAGGACACAGCAGGACUUUGCCUCCCCCUCCUCCUCUGGGUCACCAAGUGAAGAAGCUGUAUGACUCUGAGUUCUCAAUUUGUUUGUUUUUGUACUGCAGGAAUGAGGGUGGAGCUGGUCUCUUUCUUGGUUUUAAGAAAAUUUGAGUUGAUACAGGGAGGGGAAUAAAAAGAGAAUCAUCCGACCUGAUUACUUUCUGUUUAUUUCACAAUAAAAGUGGACUGCAGUUUGACUGGCAGCGUGAAAUAUAACUCUUGCAUUGGUUAGACAGAUACAAAAAGAUGCCAAAUGUCAUGUAUGUGACUCUUUUACAUACUGUAUUGAUUCAAAUUGAAUAUCGAAAAUUGAAUUCUUUUGCCAAAGGUAGAAAAUAAACAGUAAAUUCAGAGCAGAUUUACUGUUUCAGUGAAGGACUUGUACCAUUGUGCAAAAAAAUCCCCUUUAAUAUAUUUGCUUUAUAUUGCAAAAAGUAUAAGUGCCACUGCAAUUGCAUUCAUAUACUGUCUGCUGACUGCUAUAUACUGUAUGUUUUGUGUAAGCUCUCAUAUGUUUAAUGUCAGAUAUUUGUCAUUAUUCUCUCACCAUUGCUCCAUGCAAUAUGCCAAAAACAAUUCCAAAGAAUAAAAUAAAGGAGAA